Messenger RNA from Knipowitschia caucasica, 714 nucleotides. The record is from the annotation of a GenBank genome assembly. NCBI's taxonomy places the organism in Eukaryota, Metazoa, Chordata, Actinopteri, Gobiiformes, Gobiidae.
AUGAAGACUGCGCUCAAGCUGCUGCUGUCCCUGGCCUUAACUGUGGCUCUGUUCGUCAACACAGCUUAUGGACUUUCUUGUAUUACUUGUGACUCCCCAAGUGACACAAACUGUAUAGUAAAAACGUCUUUACCCUGCGUCAACGGAGACCUGUGCUUCUCUGCCAUCAUUUCAGCAACCACAAGCAAUGGUCCGUUCACUCAGAUAAUUAAAGGCUGUGCAGCCCCCAGUAUCUGUCCAGCUGAAGGGACCCAAGACUUUUCACUGGACGUGUCUUCUUCUAGUGUUUUGGGCAGAGCUGAAUGUUGCAGCGGCUCUGACGACUGUAACAGUGCUGAUGCUUCCACUCCAACAAACCCUGCAGCAGGUUCUCUCCAGUGCUACGGCUGUGACCCUCUGACCAAUGUGUGCAGCUCAGGGGCAGUCACAUGUAACAGUCUGGAGACCAACUGCUUCUCAUCCACAGUGAGACUGCCCAACUCUGCUACUGAAGUCCCAGCUCAUGGAUGUGCCUCUCAGAACCUGUGCGCUGCUGCCGCCUUUUUAGCAACCUCCCCUCUGUUAAAGAGCAUUGGCUCUAUCCAAGGCACCUGCUGUACUACUGACAACUGCAAUCCCCUAAAAAGCAAGCCAAGCAGCACUUUCAGCACGGAGAGCGGCAGAAGCCGCAGCAAAAGCAAGUGUGGAUUCUUCAUCAUUAGAGGAGGUAAUUGA